UUUCGCCCAGUCGGGGUAACAACACCGCGCCCGACACACGUCUUACGGAGCUCGCACCUCGAGUAAACCUUAUCUCUUAUCAAAAUAAAGUAUGAUACAUAAAUUCACCUCACGAGUGUUCUGAUAAGACACUUCAUCCGCGAUAAACGCUUACGAAUCGAGGACUGAUUUCACGUUAAUUUUAGUUAUAAAUCAAUCACAAGACGGUUUGUGUACUUUUAAUUUAAUUUUUGUGUUGAAAAUACACCAUUUACAGGUUUUUUAAGUUGAAAAAAUUGAAUUAUUUAAAAUGAAGUUAAAGGUGCCGGUGUUAGUUUUGCUAGUGACAGCGAGUUCAGUGAGUUGUGCACCAUGUUCCACUGUGGAAAGUUUGGACAUAUCAACAGGUGAGCUUUUUGAGAACGGCACAGUGAUUCAUAAUGGGAUUGAAUACCCCAGUAGUGCCUGGUAUACCGUGGAGGAAGAGGGCCGGGAGGUGCGGCUUGGAUGCCCUUGCAUCGGGAGGACUUGCCUGUGGAAGUGCUGCGCGGAGGGGCACAUGUACUUUAACAAGUCAUGUACAGCAACUGGUAUGGAGGAGGUGAAUCCUUUCCGGCCGACAGUGUUCAAAGGGCGGGAUCCACUGGAUGUGGCUGCGGACCGUCACUUCUUCUACAUGUACAACCGACCCUGCACCGACAGAUACCUCGUAGAUACACUCUCCAGCCGCGACGAGGUGUUCGUACAAGAGAAUGGCACGCUAUACGAGAUAGUGAACAACUUGCACCAAUGGCACCCGGCGCCGACGUUCUGUGUGGAUAUGAUGAUCACCAACUCGACCCUCGCGCCGCGGCUGGUGGCGCUCGUCUGCCACCCGCAAGAAACGGACCAGGACGACAGCUCGGCUCUCUACAUCGCUUACGCUAUUGGUCUGAUGUUGUCAGUGCCGUUCCUCCUGGCGACGUUCCUGGUGUAUGCCUUCAUCCCCGAGCUGCGGAACCUACACGGCAUGUGCUUGAUGGCAUACUGUGCCGGGCUGAUCGUCGCAUACCCGCUCCUGGCAUACCUCAAGAUGCAAGUUGGUGACGUCAAUGUGGAGAUCAGUGGGUGCAUGGCUAUUGCGUUCAUCAUCUACUAUGCGUUCCAGUCAAGUUUCUUCUGGCUCAACGUGAUGUGCUUCGACAUAUGGAGAACUUUCAGUGGGUACCGUGGUGGCAGCAGCAACAAACGCCGGGAGAGGAAGAGGUUUGCCUGGUACGGGCUUUAUGCCUGGGGGGUUCCUCUGGUCCUGACUUCCAUCACCAUUGCCAUGCAGUUCAGUAAUGAUCUGCCUAGCCACAUCAUCCGACCUGGGUUCGGCAGCCGAAGGUGCUGGUUUAUAGAUUGGCUGAGCGAGCUGGUGUACUUCUUCACGCCGGUUUUGACCCUGGUGGUGUGCAAUAUCGUCCUGUUCUCCAUCACCGCGCACCGCAUCCGCUCCAUCCGCCAGGAGACAUCCAUUCUCAAGAGCUCCGAGUCUUCACGGAGUGAUAAGUUAAAGCGAGAUAAACAGAGAUACGCGUUGUACCUGAAGCUGUUCGUGGUGAUGGGCGUGAACUGGAGCGUGGAGGUGAUCAGCUUCGCGGCCGGUGGCUCCAACUGGUACUGGAUCAUCAUAGACCUCUCCAACAUCGCUCUUGGCGUCUUCAUAUUCUUCAUCUUCGUCUGGAAGAACAAAGUGCGCAACUUGGUGCGGAAGAAGUUUGCAAAGUGGCGAGGCGUGCCGAUGGAGGGCACAGGCUUCUCCGACUCAGGUACCGGUCGAUGGGCCACUCGCUCCAGCACUGCGCCCACGGAGAUCACCAGGAUACACUCCUCAGACGACCCUGGGAUGCGCCUCAAGGACAUACGCUAGUCACCGGAUCUAUCAUUUCCAAAGAUUCCAAUGAUGCGACCACAUGACGAGAUAUGCCAAAGAAUUCUCAGAAGUACAACAGUGUGAAGAUAUCCUGCGGUUGUUUUACGUAUUUAUACCUAGUCAAAUACACCGAACGACCUUUUAGGUUUAAAUAGUGUAAGGUUUUGCAUUUAUAAGGAUAAGUAAGGAAUAUAACUAUCUAUACCUACCUAUUCCUAUCUAGGGUCACUAAUGAAGAAGUGCUAGUAAGAGUAAAGGAAAGAGGAUAAAUAUUGAGAGUUAUUGAAGACAGAAGAGACAAGAUGAUUGAACACUUAAUACCUAAGCCACGACGAAUUUAUUAAAAAAAAACAUAGAAGAGAAGAUAGAAGGAAAGAGAGGAAGGGGAAAACCAAGAAGAGCUUACAUGGAACAAAUUAAAGAAAAGGCGAACGUCGUGUCUUAUAAGGAAGUCAAAGAAUUGGCCCUAGAUAGAGAAGAAUGGAGAAUGCUGCACCGACAAGAGCGUGACUCUUAAAUUGAUGAUUGUCUAUCUUUAGAGAAAGAGUGUCAGAAUCAGCAAACUGUGUUUUCUAAUAAGCUGUAAGCUGUGUUUUUUUUCUUCGAAAUACUUGCUGUGAGCCUAACGCUCUAACCACUAGACCACGGAGGCUGCACGAUCUGGAGGUCCGGGUUCGAUUCCCGAUGGGGACAUUGUCGAAAUCACUUUGUGAGACUGUCCUUUGUUUGGUAAGGACUUUUCAGGCUUGAAUCACCUGAUUGUCCGAAAAAGUAAGAUGAUUCCGUGCUUCGGAGGGCACGUUAAGCCGUUGGUCCCGGCUAUUAGCCGUAAAAACACCUCCACCAACCCGCAGUGGAGCAGCGUGGUGGAGUAUGCUCCAUACCCCCUCCGGUUGAUUGAGGGGAGGCCUGUGCCCAGCAGUGGGACGUAUAUAGGCAGUUUAUGUUAUGUUACUUGCUGUAUUUCCAGUAGGUAUCUAGCAAUAUCAUGGAUCCAGCUUAACGCGCGUUACGCGACCAAUAAAGCACCCAUAGAUUCGGGUUCGGUCGGUAUACCACCGCCUGUAUUAUAUGUUUAAGUAUUAAUAUUAUUUUCCUAAACAUUACAAUAUAUUUUCUGUUUAAAUAAGUGAUUAAAAAGCUAUAAACGACGCUGCCACCGACAGCCAUACGCAUAGACUGUCAAAGGCCGAACCGUUUGAUAAUACUACGUUUAAAUAUAUUAUUCUGUUUACAGUAAAUUGUUAAAUGAAUGAAGAAAUAAUACACCCAGUGACAUUUUUACCUAGCUCUAAACAGCAGUUAUGUAAUGUAAAACUUUUAGAUUUACUUUUAAACUGUAAUGUAAAAAACAUGACAGUCACUUUGCUGAUAGACCUCGAACAAAAUGAUUACCUAAAAAUACCUGCUGUGAACUGCUAACGAUUAUAUAAGUAUUUAUUAUUAUUUACAUAAUUAAGGAUUAUACACAAUAAGUAGCAUAUACGUCAUGAAACAUGUGGCGGUAAAUAUUAUGAUUUUUUCAAAGUAAUGGACGAUCUAUUUGGGCAAAGGGCUGAUCACAUGUCAGUUUUCGGUUCAUCAUUAUCUAUCUUAGAACAAAAAUAGUUCUCUUGUUCAUAACUUAAGGCUCUGCCCACCCUAAUAAGGACAGAGGCGUGAUUUGUGUAGGUGCUACAAAAUCAGUGGCUGAAAAAACAUUGUAUGUUAAAAAAUAAUAAGUAAGUACCUAAUAGUAAGUUUGUAUUUGAAUUUAAAUCGCUUUUGAAUGUGCUUUUCGAUUUUGAUAUUAAAGUUUUAAAUCACUCUCUAGUAGGAAUAGUGUAAGAUAUUUAAUGAUCUUAAGCAUGUGUUGAUUAACAAUAGGCUAAGUCAGAGUCAGAAUAUAAAGAAAUGAAAUAAUAAAUUGUUACCUAGGUGCCUAGCGUGCUGAUCACAAAGCCGGGACAACUGCGCCAAGUCAGCCGGGGUGCAAAGUUUUUACGGUUUCGUACAAAUUUACACAACCCGGUCCGCUUUUUCCCGUAUCCCGUUUUUGUGUGUGGGUGCAGCAUAGCAUUAACGACAGUAGGCUUGCAUUAGCUAUUUGACUAGUCCUUUAGCAACUUAAUUAUAUUUUUCUACUGCAUUGUAUUUAUAAGGUACAGUCUUAACCACAGAAUAGAUGCACAAGUAACUGCUUCACUAAAUAUUAUGUAAAACAUAAUAAUUACGUGUUAAGUAAUAUCUAAGCAUAUCAAAAUAUUUACCUAGUCGUCAGUUAUUUUUCAUUGGACUAAUGAAGUUACAUGUUAAGAUCGCCAUAGCAAUUAAGUUUUAAUUUUAAUGACUAUAGAUACUUAUUGUUUUCGAUCAUUUUAUGCAAGUUGUAUCUUUUAUAAAUGGAUUUCUAUGAGAAAAUAGAAUUAUACUCGUCAUUUACAACAAAAUAUCUA
Pectinophora gossypiella (pink bollworm) is the source of this 4311-nucleotide messenger RNA. Its product is annotated as G-protein coupled receptor Mth2-like. The transcript has 9 exons. Gene Ontology annotation, biological process: G protein-coupled receptor signaling pathway; cell surface receptor signaling pathway. Gene Ontology annotation, molecular function: G protein-coupled receptor activity. The record is from RefSeq and is a predicted model, not a curated record. Gene Ontology annotation, cellular component: membrane. Lineage: Eukaryota; Metazoa; Arthropoda; Insecta; Lepidoptera; Gelechiidae. Bases 290 to 1873 code for a protein of 527 amino acids.